GCCUCUAACUGUCAACGUCACACGGGCGCUGGAACUCCACUAAGUAGCGAUGGUGUUGUGGUUGUACAUGCCGCCGACGCCUCUCUGAGCGUUAUCUUGUACAGAAGACCAACGGGGAGAGCUCACCACGCAUGGCGUUGAGCUCGGACCGUGUGGUGGCAACACUGGAGAUGUCGCAGGUCAAAAGCAAAGACGAUGAGCCUCUGAAUGUUGACGGGGACUACGAGAGCUUGCCACCUCAUGUCUCAGUGCUGACCCACAUGACAGCAGGAGCCGUGGCUGGCAUACUGGAGCACACGGUGAUGUACCCCGUGGACUCUGUCAAGACGAGGAUGCAGAGCCUGCAGCCAGACCCAAAUGCACAGUACAGGGGUGUGUAUGAAGCUCUGAAAAGGAUCAUUCGGACGGAGGGGAUCUUCAGACCGCUGAGGGGCCUCAACAUCACCAUGAUGGGAGCAGGACCAGCCCAUGCGCUCUACUUCGCCUGCUACGAAAAGGCCAAACGCUCACUUAGUGACAUCAUUCAGAGCGGAGGCAACAGCCAUUUAGCCAAUGGUAUAGCAGGUAGUGUGGCUACUGUUCUCCACGAUGCAGUCAUGAACCCGGCUGACGUGAUAAAGCAGAGGAUGCAAAUGUACAACUCGCCAUAUCGAGGACUCUGGGACUGUGUUCAAAAAGUGACGCGUACUGAGGGCAUGGGGGCCUUCUACCGCAGCUACAGCACCCAGCUGACCAUGAACAUCCCUUUCCAGGCCGUUCACUUCAUCACCUACGAGCUGAUGCAGGAACAGCUAAACCCCCACAGACAUUACCACCCCGGCAGCCACAUAGUGUCGGGAGCAGCAGCAGGAGCCGUGUCGGCAGCAAUAACCACUCCGCUUGACGUUUGUAAAACUCUGCUCAACACGCAAGAGAAUGAAGCACUGUGCUCCAUGAACAUCAGCGGCCACUUAACAGGAAUGGCUAAUGCCUUCAGGACAGUGUACCGGCUUGGUGGUCUGGCAGCCUUCUUCAAAGGGGUCCAAGCUCGGGUUAUAUACCAGAUGCCCUCCACUGCUAUUGCCUGGUCAGUGUAUGAGUUCUUCAAGUACUUCCUGACAAAGCAGCAGCUGGAAUCGGAGGCGGGACCCGGAGCCAUGUAAUAGAAAGCAUGCAGAGCAAACCACACCUUGACUGGAACUGAAGAACCAAGACUCCAGCCUGAAACUGUGAGAGGAAAUGACAUCAGUUAUUGUCUCACAGGGAAGUUGUCAUGUUGCAGGAGUGGCCCGUAGUGACGCUCCUUAUUGUUCACUCGCUUUUGUCUCUGUGUUUUCAAAUUAAGAUGAUGUUGUGCAACCCGGGGUGACAGUUCCUCAAAGGGCAGAUACACUUAGAAGAGCUGAAAGGUCGUCUUCUUCCUCACAUGCACUUCAUCAUCAUCCACAUCCCUCCAAACUCUCUCUUCUGCAACGUGGUGAUCGUAAAAAGAAGUCGUCUAAUGAUGUUUAUCGUUCUUAAUAUUAGAACUUCUUAUUUAUUUUGUUAGCUUUUCGAGCCUUCCAUUUUACGGAUAUGAAAGAAACACAAUGCUGUUUGUUAGUUUUAUUUCGUUGUGUAUUUAUGAAAAAAAACAUCAUAACACAUUCCUUCUUUUCACUCCACAGACGAACACUCGUGCUUUCCAAGUGCCUCAUAAAUAUUAAAUGUCGCUUCACGUUUCCUUCCUUUUGGCCCCCUGGUGUUAGACAAAAAAAAAAAUCUUGUUUUUUUUUUUUUUCCACAUUUAAUUUUUGAAGUGCACUAUUCUAAGCUUAAAUCUCACUGUGGCUCCUUAUGUCAUUACUUGCUGCAAUAAUCAAAUUUGAACUUACUAAACUGAAUGUUUUUUUUUUCCAUUAUGUCUGCACCAAAAGGUCAAUUGCAGCAGCUUUUAAUAAUGUAUUUAUUUUUUUAAUUUAUUUUGUAUUUUUUUGCUUUAAGUGCAAGAUACUAUGUUUUUGUUCUCUGAGAGAUCCGCUUUCUCUCUCAGCAGUGAGGUGUGGUCCAGUUAUUUGCAUUCUCAAAGCUCAGCACUACAAUUCUCCUGAAUCACGCACAAAAACAAUAUGCUAAUUGUUAAUUCAGUUCCAAUUCAAAGAAUCACACCUGCUGCAGAAAGAAGGCAGCUUGUCUAUAUGCAUUCAAAAACAUGAAUAUGAGUUUUGAAGGUGACCGGUUCUUACAAACGUUGUGAUGCAGGUACAGCGAUGGAUCAGAUAAAGCUGUUACCUGACAUGGCGGCCAUAUCUCCAUCUCCAUGUGCAUUUGUACUGCUGUCAUACUGGCCUUUUGUUAAUGUGCAUCAUGUUGACCUUGAACCUAAAGGUUGUAGAUUGUGUACAUGUAUGUAAAGUAUUUUCAAAGCAUAAUUUUGACUGAGACCUUAGCUGCAGACUUUCUGUGAUGCAAAAAUAUAACACGUUAACUUUAUUCUCAAACUGACCAAUGGCCUUGGCUACUCUUUGUUACCAUGAGGCAAGUGAAAGCCCGAUCAAUGCAGCUGGUGAGCAGGCAGUGUCACUUUUAUUUUCACUUGUCCUGUUGUAGUUACACGUUUCCUGUGUGCUCGCCGCUCUCUCCGGCCUCUUGACUAUUUUCCACUCAGGAGUCAAGACAUUCCUCCAGAUAUUGAUGUAAUCCCGCAAGCAGCCAGAUUUAUUUGUUUUUAAUUAUGGAGUUUUCUUCCUUUUGGUGAAGUUCAGAGAGUUCGUCAGAUUCCAGUGGUCUCACAACUCCUUAAGCAACACAUGAUGUGUACAUGAGAGUAAUUGUUAAUAUACCAAAGACAUGCAAUUAUACUCUGUGCAUUACUUUUAACCUGUAAUUGUGAUGUUAUUUGCCUGCCUGCUAUGAAUUAUUGCUCCACCUUUUUGCCCCACAGUUUCCGCAUGUUAAUUUGCCUAAUCACUUGAAUUCUUCAUUAUCCCUCAUGUAUUUCUUGGGGUUUAUUUCCUGUAUGUGUUUGGACCUCACUGGUUGCUGCUUCAGCAUUUCCGUUCGCUUCUCUGACAAGCUUCAUCAACCAAUUCAGCAAAUAUUGGCAAUUUUAUGUUAUUAUAAAUAUAUUUGGAUGCCUAAUUGUUAUUCACUGAUCAGAUGGUUUAUACUACAUAAACUAGUUGUAUUAAAUGCAUCAUGGAUUUCACAUGACCAGAUAAGAUGUUUUGUCUGCUUGAAUAUAAAAGUAAUAUAUAGAUGUUUUAUUCUAAUGCAAAAUGAAGCCAGUCAGAGUAGUUUUUGAUUUAUUGCAUUGAAGCGAUGCAACACUGCCUGCACUCCACCAUCAUUCCUUUGAUUUGUCGAUUCAUGAUAGUGAAUCAUAAUUCCCAAACACGUCCAAGUACAUUAAACAUAUCGAAGUAGCGUUUCUAAUACAGAGAGAUGAUGUUCUCUGUGUGGGGGUUGAUGUAAAUAUUUUUCCGCUAUUUACGCACAAAUGAUUGAAACUGGAGUCGGGAUGACUUUUUUUUGUUGUGCCAUCUCCCAAGAAGAAGAACGCUAGAAAGGUUCACCAUGCAAAUAUGAACUGAUUGUGAUAAUGCUGCUACAGUAUGUAACACUGGAGCUGAAAUAAACAUGCAAGUGAGGAAUGCUGUGUUCUUGUUUUCUUAAAUAGAAUUAAAUAUUUGCUUUGAUACUGUG
Scatophagus argus is the source of this 3663-nucleotide messenger RNA. It is a transcript of the gene slc25a37, whose product is annotated as solute carrier family 25 member 37. The transcript has 4 exons. Gene Ontology annotation, molecular function: ferrous iron transmembrane transporter activity. Gene Ontology annotation, cellular component: mitochondrial membrane. Gene Ontology annotation, biological process: iron import into the mitochondrion. Bases 132 to 1142 code for a protein of 336 amino acids. The record is from RefSeq and is a predicted model, not a curated record. NCBI's taxonomy places the organism in Eukaryota, Metazoa, Chordata, Actinopteri, Scatophagidae.